AUGAGGCUCACUUUCGUUCUCUGUCUUUGCCUCUCUGCAGCCCUGGUUCCUGGAAUUGUGGCGCUUGCUCCGUCUUUCAAUCAUGAAAUCAAUUCGGUCCAGUCACGAGCCCUGCCUAAUGCCCCCAGCGGGUACACACCAGCCAACAUCACCUGCCCUGCCAGCAAGCCUGUCGUUCGUAAUGCAGCCAGACUAUCUGUCGAUGAAGCAAGAUGGCUUCAAAUUCGAAAGAAAGAGACAGUCCCUGCUCUGAAAGCACUCUUUGCCCAUCUCAACAUGAGUUCCUUCGAUGCGGUCUCUUACAUUGAGUCACACUCUUCAACCAUCUCCGACAUUCCCAACCUGGGAAUUGCCAUUUCUGGGGGAGGAUACCGAGCUUUGACCAAUGGAGCAGGUGCACUAAAAGCACUUGAUAGCCGAACUCCCGGAACAACCCAAAUGGGCCAUCUUGGUGGUGUGCUUCAGUCAGCCACAUACUUGUCGGGCUUGUCUGGCGGUGGGUGGUUACUGGGUUCAAUCUAUGUCAACAACUUCACCACCAUUUCCGAUUUACAAGCUCACCACAGGAUCUGGAAAUUUCAGAACACUAUCAUCAAGGGACCGGCAAGAAAAGGACUUGGCGCAUGGCACACCGCAGAAUACUACCACGAUUUGGCCGAGCUGGUUUCAUGGAAGAAGGAAGCGGGCUUUAAUAUCUCUUUGACGGAUUACUGGGGUCGUGCAUUGUCCUAUCAGCUUAUAGACGCCGAGGAUGGGGGUCCGGGAUAUACAUGGUCCUCCAUUGCAUUGACAGAUGACUUCAAACAGGGAAAGAUGCCCCUGCCUCUGUUGGUUGCCGAUGGGCGAAAUCCAGGCGAAACACUCGUCGGAAGCAACUCCACUGUUUAUGAGAUCAACCCUUGGGAGUUUGGCACUUUUGAUCCAUCAAUCUUUGGCUUCGUGCCUUUGAAGUAUCUCGGGUCUCGGUUUGACAGUGGCAAGGUAUCUUCUGAUGUCUGCGUUGAAGGCUUCGACAAUGCUGGAUUUAUCAUGGGAACAUCCUCCACGCUCUUUAAUCAAUUCAUCCUCCGGCUGAACACUACAGAUCUACCCGAGAGACUCAAAUCACUUCUUGCUGUUAUUCUUCAGAACCUUGGAGAAAACAGCGAUGACAUUGCCGUUUAUUCCCCAAAUCCAUUCUACAACUAUCAACAAGCCACGAUUGCAUACAGACAUACCCCCAACCUCAAUGUGGUCGACGGCGGAGAAGACAAACAAAACCUUCCACUUCACCCACUGAUCCAACCUGUCCGCGGUGUUGACGUGAUAUUUGCUGUAGACUCAUCAGCAAGUACAAAGAACAAUUGGCCGAGCGGCAGCCCUCUCGUGGCAACCUAUGAACGCAGUCUCAACUCUUCGGGAAUCGGGAAUGGAACUGCCUUCCCAAGCAUCCCAGACAUCAACACCUUUCUCAAUCUCGGCUUGAACACACGUCCAACAUUCUUCGGUUGUAAUACUGCCAACCUCACCGGUCCAGCUCCACUCGUGGUGUAUGUUCCGAAUCAUCCCUACACCAUGCUUUCCAACAAAUCCACGUUCCAGAUGGAAUACUCCAUUGCCGAACGAGACGAUAUGAUUGAAAACGGCUACAAUGUUAUGACAAUGGGAAAUGGGACAAGAAAAGGUUAUUGGGACUGGUCGACAUGCGCCGGCUGCGCGAUUCUUAGUCGGUCUUUUGAUCGAACCAGGACCCAGGUGCCUGGAGUUUGCAGAGAAUGCUUUAAGAAGUAUUGCUGGGAUGGAACUCGCAACAGUACGGAGCCGGGGGAUUAUGAGCCUGUGCUUGUUGUUGCAAAGAAUUUUGGGAUGAAAGACUCGGUCUCUUUUCUGCUUAGUUUCACGAUGUCAAUUCUAUUUCUGUACUUUGUACUCGAGUAA
Molecule: messenger RNA, 1917 nt
Organism: Penicillium nucicola
Lineage: Eukaryota; Fungi; Ascomycota; Eurotiomycetes; Eurotiales; Aspergillaceae
Exons: 2
Coding region: 1-1917 (638 amino acids)
Biological process (GO): glycerophospholipid catabolic process
Cellular component (GO): intracellular membrane-bounded organelle; cytosol
Molecular function (GO): A2-type glycerophospholipase activity
Source: RefSeq, a predicted model, not a curated record